Molecule: messenger RNA, 625 nt
Organism: Periconia digitata
Lineage: Eukaryota; Fungi; Ascomycota; Dothideomycetes; Pleosporales; Periconiaceae
Source: the annotation of a GenBank genome assembly
ACAGGGCGAGCUGCAGUAUACGCAAUCAAUCAGCACCUAUCUCGCUGUCAUAAUGGGCGCUGAAAACUCCAAACCUGCCGCCGUCACUUCUCAGCACGUCUUCUCUGCAGACGCUCCUGUCCGCUUUUCUAGUGGAUUAGUAGAUUCCUUACAAAACAACACACAGACGGAUUCCACCCGCUCAAAACAACAAGAACUCGCAUACCAGCAACGCCUGACCGACGAACUCGAGAAACUCCGCGAAAAGGAAGCGCAGAAUCUUUCGGAAUUGUCCAAAAAUCUCUCUGGUGAAUCCGAACAACCCACCGACCCGUCAUUGACCGAAUCUCUCACCGAGAAGAUUAGCGACGCUACAUCUAGCUCCGCGACCCUUGCCCAGAAACAGAAACAACGAGAGAUGAGCAACGCCAGCGUCACAAAGGAGAUCGAAGCGCUCAAGAAGAAGCUUGAUGCCCGCAAGAAGUUGGAGCAGGCCGAUCCCGCUGUGAACAAGGCGAAAGAGGAUGUCGCUAACUGCCUGAGGACUCACGAUAGGCGGCCACUAGACUGCUGGAAAGAGGUGGAGACGUUCAAGAAGGAAGUUGGAAGGCUGGAGAAGGAUUUUGUGGAGAGGACAAUAAGAUGA